AUGCCAUCGGCAGGCCCCAGCGAGGCCGACGGGCGCGACUCUCCAGAACCAUCGUUAGUAGACCUGGCCACAUGCCAUACGAGUUCAGUCGACCACUCCAACAUGUCCCACCGGGCAGCGAGUCCCAAAAGCUCGACGAUGAUGUCCACCUCUCCAAGCCAUCGCCGGAUGGAGCCUUUCAUCCGACCUUCGCCGAUGAUGCAAGACGAGCUGAUGAGCCUCGCUAUCCCUGAGAUCCUGAAACCCGAAUCGGAUGCCUAUCGGAUCACCAGUCGCCAGUCUACCCAUCCUCCUUCAUCCACUUUUACCUCCAAAAACUUGAACCGUCUCAACAAGAUCACCAACCCCACCCUGCUCAACAGAGUCAAAGAUAAACUCUUGCACAGGUCGAACUCACAACGAUCAAAGCAAUCACUCGAUCGGCUCCAAGACUUCCAGUUUGCUGCUGCCACCUCUCCAACCGACUUGGAUUGGUUAACAAGACAUAUCUCGACCUCCUCUCACAAAGCCCCAACCGCUUACCUCUCCGAGAGCAAACUCACUGCGAUCGAAAGAUGGAGAAUCGCCGUUUAUCUGUCCGACCUACUCAAAGGAAUCUGA
Messenger RNA from Puccinia triticina, 600 nucleotides. RefSeq lists its product as uncharacterized. Lineage: Eukaryota; Fungi; Basidiomycota; Pucciniomycetes; Pucciniales; Pucciniaceae. Bases 1 to 600 code for a protein of 199 amino acids. The record is from RefSeq and is a predicted model, not a curated record. The transcript has a single exon.